Messenger RNA from Puccinia graminis f. sp. tritici CRL 75-36-700-3, 393 nucleotides. RefSeq lists its product as uncharacterized. Bases 1 to 360 code for a protein of 119 amino acids. The record is from RefSeq and is a predicted model, not a curated record. Lineage: Eukaryota; Fungi; Basidiomycota; Pucciniomycetes; Pucciniales; Pucciniaceae. The transcript has a single exon.
AUGUCUCUGAUCACCACGCCUAGCUGGCAUAGCGGAAAUCUCACUUCGCUUCAAGAGCCCACCGCGUUUCAAGUAUCCCGGAAUCACACUGAAGUACUAAGAUCAAACCCCAUUGUGAUCGACUCCACCAAAAGCCCAGCCAAAAAUGCCAAGCCAACUCAGUGUCGCCCGUCUGGGGCUCAUGUGCACUCUCCUCCUGUCGCUGCUCGUCGCGGUCAAAGCCCCAAGCGGACACAGCAAAGUGUGUACCAUCUGCGCGCUAGACAGGCCCGGUCUUCGGGCCAGGAAUCUCAAGUGGUAUGGCAGCAUGAUACAAAAGCCAUGCGGAGAGCUUCAUACGCCUGUGAAUGGGUGCAAUAGCAUAAUCCCUAUCAAGGUGUACUUCUGCGGUGA